GCGACGCGCCAGCGUCGGAGGCAGUGGUUGAAUAAGAGGUCCAGCGGGAGGGGGGUAGCCCGUGUCGUCGCGACCGGAGCUCCGAGGAUGGAGGUUGUCGGCGAAGAGGAGUCCGGCCUCGGGGCCGAGCAUCCCGGCCAGCAGCACGCGGUCAUCUGCCCGGGACAGUUGCACAAUGUGCACUACCCUGGAUACUCGAAACACGAUCCAAGCAAUGGUGGGGUGAGACUAGGCUCCAGGAGCAAUGGCUACGACAGCAACGAAAGGAGAAUGGUCGACAUUACCAGAGACAAGCCAAUCAAAGUGGCUGUCAGGGUGCAAGUUCCCGUACGCGAUCAUCCAAAGUUUAAUUUCGUCGGCAAACUCCUAGGGCCAAAAGGAAAUUCGUUAAAACGAUUGCAGGAAGAUACAAUGUGCAAAAUGGCUGUGCUCGGUCGAGGUUCCAUGAAAGACAGGCAAAAGGAGGAGGAAUUAAGGGUGAGCGGGGACCCAAAGUUCUCGCAUUUGAUGGAGGAUCUGCACGUCGAGAUAUCCGCUUACGCGACGCCAGCGGAGGCCCACGCCAGGAUCGCUUACGCUCUCGCCGAAGUGCGACGAUUUCUCGUUCCCGACUACAACGACGACAUCCGCCAGGAGCAGAUGUGGGAGAUGCAAAUUCUGAACACGCAAGGCCGAGACGUGGGCCAGCAGCAACCCCUUCAGCCGGGAGUCGAAGCACCACUCAGUCCAGCAUCCAGCCUUGAGGCGGCAAGUUCGCCUACUGCAGCCACGACUGCUAACUCGAUCAGCGAUGGACAGGAAGAUGGUAUCAUUAUGAGACCGACGCCCUCGCCACCACAUGGCGCCAGUCUUAAAGCUCAACCUGGUGGCACGGGAAUGCAGACUGCCACGGCGUCGACAAGUGGCCGAAAACGACCUCUACUUCCAGGCGGCCGGCUAGCCAUGUCCCCGACCAAGCGCACAGUGAUGUCCCUGCUGGCGCGCGCCCGAGCCGCCCAGAAUAAGGAACCAGCAUCCCUGCAAGCCCCGGCGACGGUAUCACUCGUCGGCGCCCCCCCACCACCGCCCAGCCACCAGGUCCAAGCAGCCGCGGUGGCGGCAGCGGCAGCCGCUGCGGCCGCGUCUCCGCUCAUCCAGGCGACGCUACAGCUACCCCACAGCGCGGCCCCGGCACCCCAACCCCAGCCCACCGCCGUGGCCACGACCCAGCAGCAGGUGACGCAGCUCCAGCAGCAACUCGCCGCGGCCGCCCAGACGAUACCUCAGCGCCAACCCCUCAUGCAGUCGCACACGCAGCACACGGUCUUGGCGCCAGCGAUUCAUGGACUCUUGCACGCCCAUUUCAGGAGAGCUGCCGCCGGGGCCACGGUCCUGCCGAUCCUGCGCGAGGACUUCAUGGCCGGGGUCAACCAGCACCAAGUCCAAAACGUCCACAUCGCGUGAAUCAUCGACCCGAGCGUCCACUGAGCCGUUGCCGCAGCCGCUACAGCCGCCUUCUGAGACGUCACGCGUUGUACCACUGCAGUAUACAUCACCGCGCAUAAUACCCGAGCCGUAUGCGAUCAAACUUCUCUCCUGUACACGUGCAUUUCGUGGUACAGCUGCUGUUGACGCUACGGUUGCGCUCACCGCGUCCUAGGGCGACGUAUAGCGUCGUUGCAUCUCUGCAAUUGCUGUUGCAUGCACACAACGAAGAUGAAGAGGAAGGAGGUGGGCGCGCUUACCUACACCGCAGAGGGCACCCAUUGAUCGUGCAAAUCUCUCGGAGAAUCGUGCUUCUCGUCCUCCCUUCUGUCACUUUUGCGGGGCGCGAUGUACAGCCCACUCGCGUGCGUCGAACUAGUGUAUACACACCUGCGUACACGCUCUUCUUUUGUUCCGUGUGUAUACGUACGACAUAAUACA
Messenger RNA from Copidosoma floridanum, 1905 nucleotides. RefSeq lists its product as uncharacterized. The record is from RefSeq and is a predicted model, not a curated record. Gene Ontology annotation, cellular component: nucleus. Gene Ontology annotation, molecular function: mRNA binding. NCBI's taxonomy places the organism in Eukaryota, Metazoa, Arthropoda, Insecta, Hymenoptera, Encyrtidae. Gene Ontology annotation, biological process: regulation of alternative mRNA splicing, via spliceosome.